Cordyceps fumosorosea ARSEF 2679 is the source of this 2067-nucleotide messenger RNA. Its product is annotated as ankyrin repeat-containing domain protein. The coding region runs from base 1 to 2067 and encodes 688 amino acids. NCBI's taxonomy places the organism in Eukaryota, Fungi, Ascomycota, Sordariomycetes, Hypocreales, Cordycipitaceae. Gene Ontology annotation, molecular function: protein binding. The record is from RefSeq and is a predicted model, not a curated record. The transcript has a single exon.
AUGGUCUGCCUAUACCUCUACACCAACCUACCGCUCCUGAAAAUCGUCGAUGUCGUCCACCACAAGUCACCUCUUGGAAACCACCCGCCUGGGGUCGAUUCCGCGAAUAAGAAUUUGAACGCAUUGCUCGACAAGGAGCCUCGAUGGUUGCACCCUCGGUCCAAUGAGGACAUGAGCCGUCGCCUCGAGCAGCUCGCCCUCUCGCCCUCCCGAAUGUCCUCCAGGUCUAGCGACAGUUCAUUCCACCAUGCUUCGUCUCAACCAUCUGUUCUAGGAUUCCCCCCCCAUCCCUUCAAGUCCGAGGGUGGUGCCAGCCCUACUCUCCUGGAUGUCCCCCUCCACUCUAUGGAUUCCUGGAGUGCCGCGACAUCACCAGAGGCUUACUAUCAAGGUCCGGUAGAGUGGUCGCCAUACCAGUCAUUUCAGUCGCCUCAAACAUCUGCCAUUCAUCCGAAAGAGGAUGAAGACGAGGUUCUGUUUGCACCCUUCCUCCGCAGGACCACCAUGGCAUCCUCGUCAACAGCUACGUCAGCUUCUUCCCUACGAACCAUCCUGGCUGAGUAUAGCUCUCCAUAUCGCGGGGUUGUCAAGGGGUUAAUGAGACGACUUCCUGGCUUCUCUCCAAAUUCGAGAAACAUGUCGCCCGUUUCCGAAUCCAAUUCUGGGGUCAUGGAUUGGCUGGACGCCGGCGAGGCUCCAACUCCGUAUGAGGGCACGCCGUUUCCGCUGCCAGGCGACUUCCUCAGCAUUGAUUUGCAUGGUCAAUGUCGACAGCUGCUUGCUGACGCCGGAGACUUGCUGCGAACGCCUGCCGCGGCUUUGCCAUGGGUGACACCUAAUGGCCUAACAGAGAAAGGGGAGCGUAUCCUUGCCGGUAUAGUCCUGGAGUCGGACUAUUCUGAGGUGGAUGCUUUUGGCAACACCUUGCUGCAUUUUGUGGCUGCUCGCAGCACCGCCGGGAUGCUAUACGACACCAUAAGACAUCCAACAUCUCGCGGUAUCCUACAUCAACGGAAUUCGGCUGGCCAGUCAUUUCUACACGUCAUGGACCACCACAUCAUGAAGGACACAGAAUUCAUGAGUGGGCUAGUUCACGCCCUGAGACAAGGCAGCGAUUUGGAUAUUUAUGCCCAAGACCACUAUGGUCGCAACUUUUUCCACAUACUGCGGGCCAGUGGCAUCAGCCAGGCUGUUUUGGAGCAUAUUUUCGACCCGACCGACGCGGUCCAGUGGAAUACGCGCGAUGCCUUUGGAGAGGAGCCACACCUUUCCGUGGCACAAAUGUCAUACAACCUGUCACGGGAUUCUGCCUCACAACUUGAUGGCGCAUUGCAUGCUACCGAGAAUAGCGCGGUGACUACGCAAUUGCAACUCGUGACGUUUAUCAACAGAGCUCUCCUCCAAGAUCCCCUAGCGGAAUAUACCCACGGACGGAAUGGCCUCCACUGCCUGGCCACCGCAAACCUAAGCAUGGCCACUGGAACAACCUCCUCAUUGAACAUGGCCGAGAGCGCUCCCAGUCCAGCAAUAGCCAGCGGUGCCACGACACCGAGCGGAAGGCGUCGCGCGAGCAGUGUUAACAAGAGGGAAACGGACUCAUCGGACAAUCGCAUGGCUAUGCGCCUCGAAUCGCUCAAGGACCUGCUCAACGCGGGCGUCCGGCCAAACGCCUACGACGCCAACGGCAACACCCCGCUAAUGGCGUUCGCCGCGCAACUGCCCGAGGACGGCAACUACAGGAUCGGCCCGGAGAUUCUCAGAACCCUGAUCAACAGCGGCGGACGCGUCAACGCGCGCAACCGCGCUGGCGAGACGGCGCUGCACGUCGCGGUGCGCUGCGGACGCAAGCUCGCCGUCAGGACGCUGGUCGGCGAGGGGGCCAACGUGUACGCGCGAGACGCCGCGGGUCGCAGCGUGCUGGACGUUGCGGAUGCCAGGAUUAUGGCGGCGAGCGGGGGCUGCCCGAGAGAGUACGCGCGCUUGGAGGCGUGCCGGGCGUGGCUGAGUGGGCAAAAAGGCGGCGCCAUACAGAACCCAACCGUCCUGGACGAAUGGGGAUGCCGCUGA